CUUGUUCUCUGUUUGUCUUGUCUGGUUUGGUUGAUCAAUCAUUCACCUUCCCAACUUACUUAAGCAAUAGCAACCUUUCUUCUUACUACUCUCCUUUAUUUCUGCUAACUUCCUUCAUUCACCAAAUCCACUAACAACUAUCCUAAUAAUACCAUAAUCCCAAUCCCAUUAUCUGUUUCUUUUCGAAUCUCGCUUCUAAUUUUGCUGCUUCUCUGUUCCUCUGUUUUUGGUGCCCCCCCUCUAAUAAUGACUCAACUCUUCAGAUCCAAGUCUUGUAAACUUGGAGGGGUGAUGGCGUUGAACUCCUCUCCCCCGAGUCCUUCUCUAUACCUCACUAGCGGCGAAGACGAAGAAGAUGAAGAGGAAGAGGAAGAAGAGGAGCAGUUCGAAGAUGAAGAAGAAGAAGAAAGUGAUGGGUGUUAUACGGGACCGAUAUCCACUCCAUUGAUCGUCACGACGGGAGGGGGAGAGCGGAAUAGUAGCAAAGAUCAGAAUCACCAGUUCCCAGUUCUGGCCAUUUUGGUUGCGGCGCUGAGGAAGUCCUUGGCCACCUGUAGUGUGGAGAGGGAGGAUAUUAGUUCCAUGGAUAUCGGCUGGCCGGUUGAUGUCCGCCAUGUCUCCCACGUUACUUUUGAUCGAUUCAAUGGUUUUCUUGGUUUGCCCGCUGAGUUCGAGUCCGAUGUUCCAAGGAGAGUCCCCAGUGCCAGUGCAAGUGUAUUUGGAGUCUCUGCCGAGUCUAUGCAAUGCUCUUAUGAUCACAGGGGAAACAGUGUACCGACAAUUCUUCUCAUGAUGCAAAGGCGCUUGUAUUUGGAAGGAGGCCUUGAAAUGGAAGGAAUAUUCCGAAUCACUGCUGAGAAUAGCCAAGAGGAGUAUGUCCGCGACCAGCUAAACAAGGGUGUAGUACCACAUGGAAUUGAUGUGCAUUGUUUGGCAGGUUUGAUAAAGGCAUGGUUUAGAGAACUCCCUACAGGGGUACUCGACUGUCUUUCGCCAGAUCAGGUAAUGCACUGCAACACUGAAGAGGAUUACACCCAACUUGUAAAAUUUCUGCCACCCAUGGAAGCUGCUUUGCUCGACUGGGCCAUCAAUCUCAUGUCAGAUGUUGUGCAACAUGAACAUCAGAACAAGAUGAAUGCUCGCAACAUUGCUCUGGUUUUUGCACCUAACAUGACACAGAUGGCAGAUCCAUUAACUGCACUGAUCCAUGCAGUUCAAGUAAUGAACUUUCUCAAGACACUGAUCUUGAAAGCCCUCCGUGAGAGAGUAGAAUCAGCUGCUGAGGCUAGAUUAUCAUCUUUUUGCUGUCCGGACGAGAAGGAUGAACCCCCUUCACCAAAGUUGAGCAGGGAAACUGAUGGCAGAUCCUUGAAGGCAACAGUUGGUGUUUGUAGUAGUGAUGGAAAUGUUAUCUCGCAUAACAUUCUCAGAAGCCCUACCGAUGGUGAAUCUGAUGUUGAACAUGAGUCUGCUUCCUGGAAUGACACGUGUGAAUUAUGACAUCGGGGCUGUAGGUAAUGAUUGUAGUAGAGUGGUUACAGUAGUGAGGAUGUUGAAGGGUUCUGCUUGGAUUGGCUGAGCUUGAGAAAAUGAGUGAAGAAGCUCUGCAGGCUCCCGGUCUUUCAAUUGAGUAAGCCAAUAAAAAAGCUUGAAAAUCUUGACGUUGUAAAUAGUAGGGGACGGGGAGUACGGGGGUGGUGAGGCUUGGGCAUUAAAUGGUUGCUGGAGUCUGGGCAUGUAAUUGUAAGUGUGUAUAUUGAGGCCUUAAUGUUUGUGGAAUAUUAGUAGUUAAUUGUUGUCUUUAAAAUCGGAAAAUUUAGGUUGCUUUGGUUGUUGAAA
Molecule: messenger RNA, 1839 nt
Organism: Telopea speciosissima
Lineage: Eukaryota; Viridiplantae; Streptophyta; Magnoliopsida; Proteales; Proteaceae
Product: rho GTPase-activating protein 5-like
Exons: 5
Coding region: 247-1500 (417 amino acids)
Biological process (GO): signal transduction
Molecular function (GO): GTPase activator activity
Source: RefSeq, a predicted model, not a curated record